Messenger RNA from Ipomoea nil (Japanese morning glory), 1812 nucleotides. RefSeq names its product multiple inositol polyphosphate phosphatase 1. The coding region runs from base 84 to 1574 and encodes 496 amino acids. The transcript is spliced from 12 exons. Gene Ontology annotation, molecular function: inositol phosphate phosphatase activity; acid phosphatase activity. The record is from RefSeq and is a predicted model, not a curated record. Lineage: Eukaryota; Viridiplantae; Streptophyta; Magnoliopsida; Solanales; Convolvulaceae.
UACCUUGUUCAGAAAGUCAGAGACCGUACUCUCUCAAUGUAAAGUUGCCGUAGAUUCGGUAAUUCCAGAAUUAGAGAGGAGAGAUGAAGAAGGCCGUGGAAGUCGCAGUUUUAUUUGUAAUUUUUCUCAGUGAAUUUACCCUAUAUUCAAGCGCUGAAGGAGUUUUCGAUGUUCGGAAACAUCUCUGUACUGUAUCUAGGUAUGGUAUUGUGAAAGAUAUACUAUCAGAAGAAUCGAUUAUAGCUCCGGAGAUUCCCGAUCAAUGUACCCCAAUACACAUAAACCUAUUGGCAAGGCAUGGCACUCGUGCUCCAACAAAGAAAAAGAUAAUGGAGUUAGAUGCCUUAGCCAACCGCUUAGAAGUCCUUCUGGAAGAUGGAAAAGAAGAAAUGAAAUCAUUGGAGAAAGUUCCUGCUUGGCUGCAUGGGUGGAAGUCUCCAUGGAAGGGAAAGCGCACAGGUGGGCAGCUGAUUGCUGAAGGAGAAGAUGAACUAUAUAAUCUUGGGAUAAGAAUCAGACAACUUUUUCCAGACCUCUUUAAUGAGGAAUACCAUCCGGAUGUUUAUACAAUCAAAGCUUCUCAGAUUCCUCGGGCAUCAGCUAGUGCUGUGGCAUUUGGCAUGGGCCUGUUUAGUGGAAGAGGGAAGCUUGGGCCAGGCAGGAAUCAAGCCUUUGCAGUUAUUAGUGAAAGCCGUGCAAGUGAUAGAAUUCUGAGAUUUCAUGAUUGUUGUCGAAGCUACAAGGGAUUCAGAAAGAGUCAACACCCUACUGUUGACAAGCUUAAGGAGCCUGUCUUGAAUGAGAUCACUCAGCGCUUAAUGAAGAAAUAUGGGCUUAAUUUUACUAGGCAAGAUAUAUCUUCUUUAUGGUUUCUCUGUAAACAGGAAGCAUCCUUACUUAACAUAACUGAUCAAGCUUGCAGUCUAUUCAGUCCGUCAGAGGUUUCUUUGUUGGAGUGGACUGAUGACUUGGAGUUGUUCAUAGUAAAAGGCUAUGGUAAUUCAUUGAACUACAGAAUGGGAGUGCCAUUGCUUGAAGAUGUGCUUCAAUCUAUGGAGCAGGCAAUCAAGGCUAAAGAAGAGGGAUAUGCUCCUGGAAGUUACGAAAAGGCAAGACUACGUUUUGCUCAUGCAGAAACCCUGCUUCCCUUUUCAUGUUUGAUUGGGCUAUUUCUUGAAGAAUCUGAAUUUGAACGAAUUCAAAGAGAAGAAGCAUUGCCACUCCCUCCUAAGCCUCCUCAAAAGAGAAACUGGCGAGGCAGUGUAGUGACACCUUUUGGUGGAAAUAACAUGCUAGUACUCUAUAGCUGCCCCACAAAGGAGUCAAGCAAGUAUUAUGUGCAUGUGCUGCACAAUGAACAUCCAAUUCCAAUGGCGGGUUGCAAUGGAUCAGCAUUUUGCCCAUUUGAAAUAUUUAAGAACCGAAUAGCUGCUCCUCACUUGAAACAUGACUACAACACCCUUUGCAAUGUAAACCCGAGUGCUUCAACAAGUGUUUGGUCAAGAGCGUUUGGAUGGCUUUUCUCACUAAGGAACACUGCCGAACCAUCCUCAAAGUUUGUCACUGACCAGUAGGCACUAGGCAGUAGCUGAUCCAGCUGUGGCCUAAUAAUCGAGGAAGUCUUUUUUUGACCGGUAAAUUGUAAUUUUAAAAUGAAUGAUAACACGGUUGUUAUAGGUCUAAAUUUUGUAUUGAAGAGUAAUGAAAUCAUGAUGCCUUGAUUUUUGAAAGCUUUAUAGUCGUAGUUGGGACCUGUCAUUUUGAUAAUUUAUCUCAAAGCAAUUUUAGUUUCAACAUUGAUUUUUAGCUCAA